AUGGAGUGUUGCAAAGAUAUGGGGGUUCAAAAGAGACACAGCCAGUUCAGUGACACAAAAUAUAAAUGGAGGACUGUGUUUUUAUUAGUUUUCGUGACCUCUUGUGCUGGACAAGACAGGGAGGAUAUAGAUCCUUACCUCUUGAAUAAGACUUUAGGCCUGACAGAAUUACCUGGAGGUAUUUUAACCGGGGGCUACACGGUAUGGAAGGCUGAUGGCAGUCCAUAUAUGUUACGCGAUGAUCUCUUAGUGGAAAGAGAAGCAGAAUUGCUUAUUGAACCUGGCGUGGAGAUACGCUUUGCACCUAUGAUUGGAAUUACUGUAAGAGGGAAAUUGCUGGCUGAGGGUAGGAACGAAAGUAAGAUAGUAUUCACCAGCACUCAAGAUCAACAGUCCCCCAAGCCAUUUCCCGAUAUACGACUUGUUGAUGGCCCUUCUAUUCUGGCGGGGAGAGUACAACUGUUGCAUCGCGGACAAUGGCGAUCGGUGUGUACCAACUCAAGAAAUUGGACCGUUAACGACAUGGAAACGGCCUGCCGGCAAUUAGGUUUCUUGGGUGGAACGUUUUACAACUGGAUGGAUCGACAAGCCGGUCGACGUGUGCGCCUCUUAUACGAGGAGCCCAAGUGUAAAGGCACGGAGUACGACCUGUUUCAAUGUGACUGGCAGUCACGACAACUCGGAUCGGGUGUCUGCGAUUACCAUCCCGACCUGGCUAUCCAAUGUCUACCUCAUCACGAUAACAACGAACUCACAAAUUAUGGUACACACUGGCGAGGAAUACGCUUCGAAAAUGCCCUGUACGAAAGAAUACUCACAGCCGAAAAUACACUCUACGUUCCAACUUCAACGUCGAAGCUCUCCCAUGUUAUUAUAAAAAAUUCAGGGCUAGGAAGAGAUAAUAAUGCGACCAGCGCGUUGGAUAUUAUAGGAGUUCCCCCGGUCAUGGAGGAUAUAGAAAUAUCGAACUCUGCUUUCAACGCUGUCAACGUGACAUCACCGAACGCGCCUAUAAUCAUAAACAACUGUACGAUUCGAAACAAUAGAGGGUACGGAGUUUAUGUAAAUUCAACGUACGGCAUGGCGAAGAUCGAAAAUUGCUUGAUCCACGACAACGGCGGCGACGGGGUCAAGUACGUGGUGCACGAAUUGAACAUAGACGAAAGAUUCGAUCGCACAGAAGUAUUCGAUCUAUGUACGCUAGCGUCGACGCCCAGCCAAACGUUUCCCAUCAUGAUGUCAAUAGAACAAUCUAAAUAUUCGAACAUGGAGCGGGAUUGUAAUCAAAAAUUUUACACGAGACCGGACCACGUUUUAACUUUGAGUUUCAUAAAACUUUUAACCAACAAAAAUGACACUGGACACAUAUACGUCUACGAUGGAUUGACUGCGGAAGAUAAACUGUUGAUGUCGUUUAGUAUACGAAAUCACACGAGACCGCAAAGUAUUAGGUCCACUAGAAGUCGCAUGUACGUCAGAUUUCAUGCAAACACUAGGACUGAUAUAGUUGGGUUUUUGAGAUUAACGUCCGGAAUAAGCAAAACCUAUGAUUUGAAUGUUACCGAUUCCAUAAUAUCCGACAACAAUGGUAGAGGCGUGGUUAUAGAAAACUUGCGAUCACAGAUACACGUGCACCGUACUUCAAUUUCUAAUAAUAAUCACGUCUCGGGACUCCAAGUUUUAAACGGGGCUGGUGACAUCAACGUUACCGAGAGCAGAAUAUCCUUCAAUCAAGGUGAUGGAAUAAAUAUCACAGUUACAGGGGGAAACAGAAACAUUUCUAGGAGUAUAAUAAGUUCUAAUCAGCGGUUCGGUAUAGCGGUGUGGAUAAACAAUACGCAAGAGACCGAAUACAUACCUACUAACCAAACUACGGUUGUUGAAUAUUCGGAGAUAUUUAAAAAUUUAGACAUAGGCAUAUUACAUGGUAAUUUCUGCGGUGACAGCUGGGUUAACGUAUCCGGUAACUGGUUCAAUUCUAGCGUAGAGAGCACAAUCGAUAUAUCAACUUGCUGGCUUAGGAACGAUCCUAUAAAAUUACUGAAUCUACAAAUAGGACACAAUCGUUUCUACCAAAAUUUUAAAGUGCCCAUUAAAAUUCAACCGGCUUUAAAUGUUAUGGGCAGAAUAGAAUAUAAUUACUUCGAGCAAGGGGAGUAUGGUGCGAUCGUUAUUUUAAAUAGAAUAGAAGGAAAGUACUUGGAAGAAUUUGAAAAACUCCCAGCCCGUUUCCAUAUACAGCAUAAUUACUUUUUUGGAAACCAGGGACCUUUUGUCGUUAAUCUCGGGUUAUCUCCUUAUAGUGACCUUCAAUAUAUUUUGUUUUCGAGAAAUUAUUUAAGGGAAAAUAAAAUCAAGGAACAGUUUGAGACAUUCGAUGGAUCUCCGCAAUUGACACCGAGGAGUAGAGUAGCGGCUACGAUUGUCUUGGCCUCGAGUAACAUUGACGUGUUUAGAAAUAUAAUUCACAAUCCCGAAGCCCAAUAUGAAGUCGGAUCGCACGUGGAAGAUCAAAGCAAAACGCUUAACUGCACAUACAAUUGGUUGGGUUUUGGCGAAGAAGAAAAGGUCUACAACAGACUAUUUCAUCGAAAGGAUAGAUUUAAUUUAGCUAAAAUUUUAUACAUGCCAUAUUUAUUACACAGCAGUAAUCCUGGUGCUACUCAAAUCAAUUAUAACUCUUUAUAUGUGCCGCAGUUUAAUGUUCCGGGCACAAACGUCGUCGGAGGGGAAGUUGAGGGCAUAGAAAUAUUGCGUCAAGGAGAAUACGACGUGGUAAAAGACAUAAAUAUUCGACCAGGUGGCAAGUUGAUUUUGCAAUCUGGUGUAACCUUAAAGUUUCCACCGGCUAUCGGAAUGAUGGUCGCUGGCAAGUUAGACGCAAGGGGUAAACGACCCAACGAUAUUACCUUCACACUAAAAGAAGAAGUGGCCAUGAGUAAUGAUACAGUGUACGAAACGGAUGCAGAUUUGGAACCCACUACACCCGGUUAUAUAGAACCCGUCGUACCUAUUAGGCUUCUCGGAGGGAGAACGCAAUACGAGGGGCGCUUGCAAGUUCGUGUAGACGGUAAAUGGGGAACCGUUUGUAAUUAUAAAUGGAAUAUCAUUAAUGCCGCAUUGGUUUGUAAUCAGUUGGGCUUAGUAUUGAAUCCUGAAGAUUGGUUCCUGGAGCCAAAUGAAAUACCGAAUGCCGGCCUCACCGAAGAUAUCAUUCUAUCUAAUGUAGAAUGCACAGAGUUCGAUAACGAUGUAACGAAGUGCAAAGCUGAGACGAUAGAUAGUUUUGAGAAUUCGUGCACUCACGAUAACGAUGUGGGUAUUCGAUGUUAUGAAACGAGCUGGGCUGGGGUACGAUUUAGUGUUAUAGCCGAACGUGCCGAUCUACAGUACGUCACCAUUGAAAAAGCGGGUCUGCUGGAUUAUUCAUCAAAUAUAUUUAAACCUGCCCUCCAAAUAGAUUUCGCACGUCACAGCUUGGAAAGCGUUCGCAUCGUAAACAACUACCACGACGGCUUAGGCAUAUUAUAUUCAGACUUAUAUGGUUCGGAUGCAGUAAAUACUGUCAGAAACUCGGAGUUCAGUAAUAACAAGGGCAGCGGAAUAAGCUUUAAGCAAUUAGGAAUCAAGGUAUACAGCUCGAUAAUUGAAAACAAUAAAGUGGCAGGAAUCUUCCACAACCCACAUUUAACUGGCGCUCAACAAAGAGAACUAGCUGGGUGGUUCAACUUAGAUCCCAACUUCAACAUGGAUGAAUCUAGUUACCGUCCUAUAAAUAUCCCCGAGUACCAAACCGAUAUAUCGCUUGCUAACGGUGAAACUAGACACAUCGUGUUCAACAAACAAUUAAACGAGAAUAUUGUAAGAUUUUAUAAUAUCAAAUGUAACCCCGGUUACGUUUUAGGACUGCAGCUUUUAAAUCCCAUUCAUAACUUUUCGUCGGAAAGCAUUUGCAUCUAUGACUCGCAGAACAUAAACGAAGGUAGUACAGUGUGGUGUUUAGACCGUGACCUCUCAACAUUUCCAACAACUAGUAAUAGUUUUGGGGUCGUUCUGAAGUAUGAAAGCGGUGUCAACGCAUUAGGCGGGGUUAUUUUAGUCGUCAGUACGAUAGUUGCGCCAGUUCAAAACGUCCGAAACAAGAUCAUUAGAGGACCUGUUCCUACGCUAACAAUUACUAAUACAAAGUUAAAGGGCAACACUAAGGGAGUCAAAGCUUUGUAUUAUAAUCGUUACUUAAACGAACUCGGUGAUCAUUUUCUCAGGAAAGCUAAUGAAACGAUUAAAAUUAUUAACUGCGAAAUCUCACAUAAUACUGAAGAAGCCUUUUAUGUCAAUACACCCUUCUGGGAUAUUCACGAGAGCAACAUAACGGAAAUUACCUUAAUGAUCAAUAAAACAACAAUUACAGACAACGGAAAAGGAAUUUACCAUUUUGCGCGAGAUUUGAGGAGUUCAAAUAAUUUGUAUCACUACGUCCUACAGGAUAACACGAUAGAAAGGAACAAAUAUGGCGGAUUCGAUGUGGGUCUUCCGUAUGUAUGGAAAUACAAUGAAAAUUUCACUCAUUCGGUAUACAUGAGUAACAACACUUGGCGCAAUAACUACAAUUUCGGAUUAAUUAUUGACGGGCAUUUCGCAGAAGUUAAUUUAACAAAAAACGUCUUCACCGAUAACAUUUGCUAUAACGGUUUAAUUUCAAUUCGCGGUAUGGAGAAGAAGAUGAAGGUCGAUGGUAAUUUUAUUGAAAGAAAUAACGGCCGAUUCAUGGUUCAGUUCCAUAUGGACAGCCAGAGUGAAAUAAUGGGAUUCGUUUACGCCGUCUUUGUUUACAAUCAAGUAAAAAACAAUAGAUACUCUCAAACUCUUCGAGGAUUACUAAUAAGAAAUAUAGACCCAACGUACGUUAUAGGAUUCAAAGGUAUUCAGAAAGUCAAAGUGUCUAGAAAUCUAUUCGGUAACAAUGCAGUGGAGUAUACCUUAGUAGCUGGUAUCAAGACGGCAAAAAUAAAUAACUUGUUAGACGUAACAGAAAAUUGGUGGGGGUUAACAGACGAACAAAAAAUAAGAAAACAAAUAUUUGACUUUGACGAUUGGAACAACCACGCUAUAGCAACCUACUUGCCGUAUUUAUUAGAGGACAGUUUCGAUUCUAGUGUUUCUGUUACAUUUAGUCCUGAAACUGUUGUUGACGUUAACUCACUCGGCGGUCGCCUUACAUCUGAUCUAGUUCUGGAAUCACGUAUUGCCCCUUACAUCAUAAAAGCAGAUAUAACAGUUAUGCCUGAUAUCACUUUGACCAUAAAUCCGGGUGUAAUAUUGGAAUUCGCGCCUAAUGUGGGAAUUCUCGUUAUGGGGACAUUAAAUGCUAUUGGACAAAGCCAUUUACCAAUCGUAAUGCGGCCGCUUACAUUUCCUGACAGUAUAGAAAACAAUAUACAGAAGAGAGAUGUCGGUCAAUAUUCAUUUGUAAAACAUAGACAACAAAGACAGUUGGAAUCCAUGGUCGUUCAAGCCUCGAUAAGACUUUGCACGGGUAGAAAUUGUUCAAUUAACGAAAAUAAUAUAAACAGAAAGAACGAAGGUUUUCUAGAAUAUUACAACAAAACCACACUGCAAUGGGUGCCCAUGUGCGACAAUCGUUUUACGGAGAGAAAUGCCCAAGUCGUGUGUCGAGAAUUGGGCUUCGAUCCGAUUAAUGUGUUCUUCGCUCAUGACCGUAGAGUUGAAUACCACAGCAAUUCGUUGUCUAGGAUUUGGUCUUGGCCGGAGCCAUUACAAUGCGUCGGAAUCGAGGAACGUUACGAAGACUGUCCGAUUCGAUUAAAUGGACAGCUCUACGGUCACAGGCACGAAUGUAAAUGGGAUUCGGGUUUCAUCUUCAUACACUGCGGCGCUAGGAACCUCGAAGAAAAUCUAGAUUACUGGGGAGGGAUAAGGUUCGCGAACCCGGAAUUCGAGUACUCCCUAUACGAGCAUAGAAUACACGACCAUCACACUCACGAGACGAUGAAAAAAGCCGAAAGCACUCUCCGCAAUGUACAUAUAAUCGGUGCAGGGAUAUUGCACAAUGAGAAGUCACCAGCGAUACAGAGUAUAAUUAAGAAUCCUCAAAUUCGUAGCGUGAACGUCACCAAGUGCGCUCACCACGGUAUCAACAUAGUAUCACCGACUGACACCAUCGACAUGAUGUUUAAUUCCGUCAUCGACAUCCUCGGCGAAGGUGUGAACGCUAUAUCUAUGACAGGGGAGGGAAGGGAGUCAGACGAAUCCAGCUUCACGCCGCUAAAAGAUCUCAAUUUGCCAUACCAUUUAUUUUCCUUCAUUGAUAUCUGCGAUAGUACAAAGGUAAUAACGGUGGAAGAGAGAGUUCUUCUGUAUUACAAGUACGACAACAAUCCAGUGAAUUGCGUGAAGAUAUUCAAAAGCAUGUACCGCGUUAAGCCUUUUGGAUUCAGACUGUUGCAAUUCAAUCUAUUCAACCACACGCUAAAUUAUGGUAAAAGAGAUUCUUUAACUCUUUACGAUGGCGACAUCUACAAUAUCACCGCCCCGCAGAUAGGUUAUCUCGAGAAUGGUUCGGCUGAUGAGAAGAAGUUGUUCAGAACAGAUGGCGCCAGUUUGAGUGUCAAACUAUUUGCCAACGGUGCUUCUUCAGUGCACGGCUUCAUUGCAGAGAUCGUGACGUUGCCAAUCUCGGCUAUUGGAAUAAACCGUGAUGUCCAGCAUAACAUAUCGAGCAGCGUUUUUACAAGAAACCGCGAUGGGGCAAUCAAUUACCAAUCCGUGGGCGAAGUGAACCCUCUCGUCGCGAUCAUUCGAAACGAAUUUAACGACAAUUGCCUCAAGCUGUAUGGAAACUUUACCACUUGCCAAGCUGCUGUAAGAGUAGAUGUACAGAAUACGCAAACGCUAGUGUUUAGGAACAACUUGGUGCGCAACAAUGUGGGUGGUCUGGUGGUGAGAGCAGAUUCCAGAGGAUCAGCAACUUCGCUCCGUGGUUGGAUUCACAACAAUUUAUUCUUCGGUAACCACGAUCUGCCCUGUCUUCAGCUUGAAGGUCGGCAGUCAUCGCCGUACCAGGAGGUUACAAUAUACCGGAACUACUUCACACACAACCGUGCCAGAUACAGGGACGUCAUAGUUCUUCGCCAAGUAGUGUCGAACUUCACUCAUAACUAUGUGCACGAUAACACCGGCAUGAGGAUCUUGGAGAUAUCCGGCUUUGACAAAGUGCGUCUCCCGAUCUAUCAGACCACGUCGCACAAUGGCUUUUACAAAAACUACGCCUUGGAUUGGGAAUGUCGCGCAACAAUAGUCGCCGGGACGGCUGGACAACAUUACGUCGACAACAUCUUCUUCAACCCAGACAACGACUAUGAGAUGGUCACAGUCAACCGAUCGAUCUUUUUCGAUUAUAACCCGAAUGCUAUGAGUGCGCUAGACCUUUGGCGUACGCGCAUAGAUGCGAAACACAAUUAUUGGAGUUACAACGAGAGUUUAGCGGUGGCUGGCCGAAUUCGGGAUAAGUCAGACAAUCCUCUCCUGCUGGAAGUGGAUUACCGCCCAUAUUACAUGAACAAUUUGACGGUUCUCGGGGGUGGCAAAUGCCCGCCUGGCUGGGAUUCAGUAGCAGACACAUGCUAUAUGUAUGUUGGGGCUCCGAUGACGUACGAAGAGGCCAGGCUUUUUUUGUUUGUCCGACAACGCGUCCAUGCCUACGGUGACAGAGUCUGGGUGAACCACAUCGACUAUGUGACGCAGUGUACUUCAUUUGCCUUCUCCGAUGUGGAAAUAACAGAUUGUAACCAGAAGAAUGCGUUUAUAUGUGAAAUUGAUCCCAAAAUAACAAUUGAUCCUCUGUCGUGGCAAGGAGACACCUUGGCAGUAGCAUUUAUCGGAGUGCUGGUAGCGGCAGUCUUUCUCGUCAUCCUAGCACUUAUUUGCUGGUACUCAAAGUCUAAACACAGACAUCUUCAACGGUUAGAAAGACGGAACUCAAUUCGGCAGUCUCUCCAUUCGGUUAGAUCCAUCGGCAGCAUUAACGGAUACCCAGAUAAUACGUACAGAAGGAAAAUGGCGCAAAUGAGCACGCGAUCAACAGACACCUUAACAAAAGCCUCCGAUUACAAAAAGAUGCUCGCGUCCACUGCCUCCAUGGAGUCCAUGGAGAAGAGCCAGUUCAACUCUUCGUUGGAGGACACGCAGAGUUUCGACAUCUAUGAAGCGCAUAACCCGAAUAACAUUAUCCAAUUGAAACAUAGUACGUUCAAUAAGAAGACAUCCUCGCCAGAGUACAGUGUGCCUCAAAAUGUUGCCACUAGGCCGUACAAUUUAGCAUAUAGAAAUGAAGGCUACAGAGACAAUUCGGGAGCUACGAGUGGAGCGCCAUCUAUGAACACGGUCACGACCGAGGAGUUACCAAUAAUCCACCACCCCGGAGGUCUCUCGGCGGACGACACUAUAUCACCCAACAGCGAGACUAAUCCUUACUUCACGUCUGACACUCUUCCUCUGCGAGGGAAAUCUGACGACCCGAUCGCGCUCAAACGCGAGUUAGAAAGAGAAGGCAAGAUAUACGGAUACGGCGCACCAUCGUAUGACCCACAGCCGAAGCUAUCAUUCCUAAUGGAGUUGAGGUCUCGUAUGCCCGAAGAAGCUCCAUCACCACACUCUACGACAACCUUUAGUAAAAGGAACGAACCAGAACAACCCAAGUACUACGAGGACAGCCAUCCUAGCCCACCGCCACCCAUAUAUUCCAACUAUGAACAACAGAGUUAUGAUUCCAGUCCAGCAUCACACGACUUCGACGAUUACUCCUCAGAGUUGCACGAACGAUCACGAUCUGAAGCUAUCCUCGAAACGAACUUUGACUUCGACAGUCCCGAAAAUUCAGCUUUAAGUGAAGAAAAUAGAUCGCAUAGUCAACCUUUGGAAACUGCUAUGUAG
Molecule: messenger RNA, 8952 nt
Organism: Leptosia nina
Lineage: Eukaryota; Metazoa; Arthropoda; Insecta; Lepidoptera; Pieridae
Source: the annotation of a GenBank genome assembly